UAGCUCAGUGAAGAAGACGCCAACUUCAGCUCCGAUUCCACGCUCUUGUACACUCGCCGGUGAAAAUCGCCACCUUUUCUUGCGGUUUUAGUUACUGUUUCCGAUACGACGGCGUUUUGUGUUGAUUUCAUCGACCUGAAGGACAAGCGAGUUCCAGUAGCGGUUUUUCCAUCGCCGGAGCACCGCUCGGAUGCAUUGCCGGCGCUCUGCGAGGCCGGAGAGGUGACCGAUGGGCUGCGUUCUCGGCACCGAAUCCGGAGGCGGUCGCCGGCGAUCCAGGCGCCGCCGUGGAAAGGUCGAGGAGCCGCCUCCCUCGGCCGCCAACGCCGUCGAGGUCAGAGUCAGGAAGGACGCCACCGAGCGGCAGAGGACCAGGAGAACCGGCGAUGUUCUGGCGACUGAGCACCGGAAACCUAGGCUGCCGGAUUCGUUCCUGGCUAACCAGCAGCAAGGUUGGCCUCCGUGGCUUUUAGCCGCCGCCGGCGACGCGAUCCAAGGCUGGACUCCUCGUCGCGCCAACAGCUUCGAGAGGCUCGCGAAGAUUGGGCAAGGGACUUAUAGCAAUGUGUAUAAAGCUAGGGAUCUGAUUAACGGCAAAAUAGUGGCUUUAAAGAAGGUUAGAUUUGAUAAUCUGGAGCCAGAGAGUGUGAAAUUCAUGGCGAGAGAGAUUCUAGUUCUGAGAAAGCUUGAUCAUCCCAAUGUGCUUAAGCUCGAAGGCUUAGCCACCUCAAGAAUGUCUUGCAGUCUUUACUUGGUUUUCGAGUACAUGGAACACGAUCUCGCCGGCCUCGCCGCUCGCUCUGGUGUCAAAUUCACUGAAGCUCAGAUCAAAUGUUAUAUAAAGCAGUUGCUGUCGGGGCUCGAGCAUUGCCACAACAAUGGAGUUUUGCACCGGGAUAUCAAGGGUUCCAAUCUGCUCCUUAACAAUGAAGGGAUCUUAAAAAUAGCUGAUUUUGGGCUGGCUACUUUUUAUGAUCCUAACCACAAGCAACCCAUGACUAGUCGUGUCGUCACCCUUUGGUACCGCCCCCCUGAACUUCUUCUUGGGGCCACAAUCUAUGGUGUUGGUGUUGAUCUUUGGAGUGCCGGCUGUAUCUUGGCAGAGUUACUUGCUGGGAAGCCAAUUAUGCCGGGACGGACGGAGGUUGAACAACUGCACAAGAUAUUUAAGUUAUGUGGCUCCCCAUCUGAGGAAUACUGGAAGAAAUAUAGAUUGCCAAAUGCAACACUUUUUAAGCCACAACAACCAUACAAGCGGUGUGUAGCAGAAACAUUCAAAGAUUUUCCUCUUCAUUCGCUACCUCUAAUUGAAUCUCUUCUUUCAAUAGACGCUGAUGGACGAGGCACUGCAACUGCUGCUCUAGAAAGUGAAUUCUUUACCACUGAACCUUAUCCUUGUGAGCCAUCAAGUUUACCUAAAUAUCCUCCCAGCAAAGAACUGGAUGUAAAAUUACGUGAAGAAGAAGCUAGAAGGCAAAGAGGUCUAACCGGGAAAUCUAGUGUUGUUGAUGGUGCCAAAAAAGUUAAGGCUCGUGAUCGUGUUGGUCGGGCAAUUCCAGCCCCAGAAGCCAAUGCAGAGAUUCAAGCAAACUUAGAUAGGUGGAGAGUUGUGACACAAACAAACACAAAGAGCAAGAGUGAGAAAUUCCCGCCUCCCCAUCAGGAUGGAGCAGUUGGACACCCACAAGAAACAUCGAACAAAUUCCCUUUGUCCUUCGGCCCAGCCGAUGCUUCUUUUGGCUCGGCAGUGUUCAAUUCGAGGUCAUCAGUAUCUGUCAAGAGCAUGGGGGCUGCUGGGGGGGCCUCUUCAAGGAAGAAAACUAGCAGAGAGGAUCCCCGGAUGGCCCCGUCGCACAAGUUCAUCCGUGGAUUCAAGCCUUCCUCUGUAGGGAUAUCGACAAAUCUAUUUUUCAAGAGUAAAUAAUAAUCUUAAGGUGUUCUUUUUAGCUGGUCGAAUAAUAGAGGAAAAGAGAGAGAGAAAGGAGUAUUAUUUGUCAAAGAGUUUUCCCUUCUUUGGUCAAGCCGUGUUUGGUUUUCAGAAUGCUAUCUUUUUGCUCGUCAUUGUGCCCAUUAUUUUUUGUACUUGUAACGUUGUGAUUGUUUUGUUGUAUAAUCCACGUGACGAGAUCCCACAAGGACUCGGUGUAUAUUCAGUUAUAAUGGAGUCUCACUUAUGUGUACAAUUUUUGGAGGCAAGUGCAAUGUUCUAUGGAAUCUCUGUCAAAGAAGUACUCUUUAUAUGGUGAAACGAACGUACCUCAGGUUGAUCAAUCUUUCAGUCACUGCGGUCUGAAAGCGUGGUUUUCCCAUAUCAAAUGCCACACUUUGCUAGUGAAUCGCUGCAAGUUAAAAAGUUGGUCCAAACAACAUUAACAGAGCUAUUGUUCUCCCAAUACACGUGUAUAUUUAUACGAUAAUUCUAUGGUAGU
Messenger RNA from Morus notabilis, 2429 nucleotides. RefSeq names its product probable serine/threonine-protein kinase At1g54610. Lineage: Eukaryota; Viridiplantae; Streptophyta; Magnoliopsida; Rosales; Moraceae. The record is from RefSeq and is a predicted model, not a curated record. Gene Ontology annotation, cellular component: cyclin-dependent protein kinase holoenzyme complex; nucleus. Bases 230 to 1924 code for a protein of 564 amino acids. Gene Ontology annotation, biological process: protein phosphorylation; positive regulation of transcription elongation by RNA polymerase II. Gene Ontology annotation, molecular function: cyclin-dependent protein serine/threonine kinase activity; ATP binding; RNA polymerase II CTD heptapeptide repeat kinase activity. The transcript is spliced from 7 exons.